AUGGCGGCUUCCAUGCUGGUGAUGAUCUUGACAGCGUGGUCCAGUAGAGAAAUUGUGCUUAGCAUUGUGUUUUAUUAUUCUGAUCCACAGGUCAAACUGUACCACAAGAACUUCUACCGUCCUGAGAACCUGUGUGUGAUUGUAGCUGGCAGCGUGUCUCCCAAAGAAGUACUCAAGGCUCUGGAGCCAUUUGAGAAAAAGAUCAUUGCAAAGGGCCAGAGGAAAUCAUUCACUCGACCAUGGCAGAAACCAGUACCACCCAUCACUGGACCUUUGGAGUUAACAGUACCAUACCCAUGUGAUGAUGAUGACCACGGCCUUGUUUAUGUAGCUUUCAGAGGACCUUCACUCAAAGCUUGUGAAGACAUUGCAGCAUUGUUGGUUAUGCAAGACUACCUUACAGACACAUCAGUCUCUCCUCUACAGAAAUUGUUUGUUGAGACAGAAGAUCCAUACUGCAGCAUGGUAAAAGCAAGUUUUAUUGAAAAUAAAGAAAGCUGCUUUUAUUUUGGCUUUGAGAACGUGACCAAAGGAAAACUCAGAAUGAUCAAGAGCACUUUGAUCAAGGCUUUGUCCGAUAUUGCUAAUGGCGCUACUCCUCUGGACAUGGAAAGAAUGGCUGUUGUAAUUCAGAGGCGACGUCUCCGGAUACUGAAUCAGGUUGAAUCUGCACCGCACGAGAGUAUCGCAAACACCGUCAUUAUGGACUUCCUCUAUGGAGACACGCUCGAAGAUCUGCGGAACAGGGUAAACCAGAUCCCCAUAUUCGUGGGCCUGCUGAAAAAAGAUAAGCAGUUUUGGGUGAACCUUCUGAAAAAGCACAUGGUUGACAACAAGGCCAUCAGUGUGAUUGGAGAGCCGAGCCCACAUUUGCUGGGGAAGAUGUCUGAUGCGGAGAGCCAGAGGAUCCAGCGACAGCGAGAAACGCUUGGGGAUGACGGCCUCCAGAAGCGAGCCGAGGCUCUAGAAAAAGCCAUUGAGGCUAAUGAGGCAGAGCCACCAAAGGACAUGAUCUUAGCUGUCGAAGUUCCACCCGUGUCAACCAUCAGCUUCCACAGUCUGUUGCGUGCUUGCAAUGCUCAUGGCGAUAAGGGCAUUAUGUCCUUUGGCCUUCAAGGAAUUCCCUUCCGGUUUGAACUGGACCAUAUCAAGACCAACUUUGUCUCGCUUACUGUCAUGCUCAACACAAGUGGUAUCUCCCAGGACCUUCGCAUGCACAUACCACUUUUUCUAGAGCUGCUUCAUGAGUCACCGGUCAUAACAAAAACAGGCCGCUUGAACCACAACGACGUCAUCAACCAACUGGAGGCAGACACCAUCCACAUCGUCACUGGAUUGGGCCUUGAGUGCAGCGCCCGCUUCUUUGCCGGCUCCCAUGCCCAGUAUGCCUCCCUCUGCCUUUUG
Messenger RNA from Dermacentor silvarum, 1404 nucleotides. RefSeq lists its product as uncharacterized. The record is from RefSeq and is a predicted model, not a curated record. Gene Ontology annotation, molecular function: metal ion binding. The annotation marks the transcript as partial. Lineage: Eukaryota; Metazoa; Arthropoda; Arachnida; Ixodida; Ixodidae. The transcript is spliced from 12 exons.